Tuber aestivum (summer truffle) is the source of this 591-nucleotide messenger RNA. Lineage: Eukaryota; Fungi; Ascomycota; Pezizomycetes; Pezizales; Tuberaceae. The record is from the annotation of a GenBank genome assembly.
AUGCGUUUCGCUACCAUUGCCGCUGUUUUCUCUGUCGUUGCUGGUGCCUCUGCCGGCGUCGUUAAGAACGGCACUGAGUACACAACCACCGAGGUUGUCACUGCUUACACCACCUACUGCCCAGGUCCUACUACCGUUGUGCAGAACAACAAGACCUAUACUGUCACCAAGGUAUGCCUUCCGCUCGACAAUUGGAAUUGAGCUAUUUCUAACAAUUGAAUUCAAGGCCACCACUUUGACUAUCACCAACUGCCCUUGCACUGUUACCAAGGUCUAUACCACCAUCCAGCCAACCAGUGUCUGCACCGGAAAGUGGUAAGUAGCAAUCAUUCCUCCAUUGGUACAAUUUGGCUAUGAUAUUAACGGCUUUGUAGCUCCGUUCCGGUUGGAACCGCCCCUGUUUACCCCCCCACCGGAAGCCCCGCUCCAGUCUAUCCCAACGGCACCGCCCCGACCUAUAAGCCUUCUGCGCCCGCCAACACCAGCAAGCCAGCACCAACCACCCCGCCAUUCACCGGUUCGGCCAACAAGGCCACUGUUGCCGGUGCCGCAAUGGCCGGUCUCAUUGGAGCUGUCGCUUACCUGCUGUAA